This is a messenger RNA of Acaulospora morrowiae, 1068 nucleotides long. The record is from the annotation of a GenBank genome assembly. NCBI's taxonomy places the organism in Eukaryota, Fungi, Glomeromycota, Glomeromycetes, Diversisporales, Acaulosporaceae.
AUGGUGAGCGCGCAAAAAUCGUCGCCGUCGAAUAAAUCUUUGGAGAACUCUUCGGUUAUUGUUGUUCCUUCUCAACGAGAAAUAAACACCGCGAGUGGAUCGAAUAAUACUGCACAAACAACAAGCUUGCAAACAAAUUCAUCACCCAUUUUAAAUAAUAACCCUUCACGCCAAAACACGGUCGAUUCACUUUCUAAUUUACAGCUGAUACAAAAACAGUCGUCGCAAUUAGCUCAGGCUCGACAGAUGCUUGCGAAUUCGCAGCAGUCAAGAUUAUCACCACACACUCAACAGCAGCUGCAAUCACUUGCCAAUUCACAAUUACAACGGUCACUUGUUGCCAAUUCACAAUUACAACGGUCACUUGUUGCCAAUUCACAAUUACAACAAUCACUCGCCAAUUCACAAUUGCAACAAUCACAAUUACAACAAUCACUCGCCAAUUCACAAUUGCAACAAUCACAAUUGCAACAAUCACUCGUCAAUUCACAAUUGCAGCAAUCGCUUGUCAAUUCACAAUUGCAACAAUCACUUGCCAACACCAUUUUGACCCCAACUCACGCGGGACAACUUUCUUCAUUUAACACAGGAAUGUUGUUGAGAUCACUACAGAGCAAUCAACCACAGCAACCCAUCCAACUGAUAACGACCCCAACGCACUCACAGGUGACAACGCAACUAUUAAUUGAACAAGGAAUGCAAAACCCCAUUUAUGGAUUACAUUAUCAACAGAUACAAUCGAUGGGUCCGAUUCAGCCGUCAAUACAAUCCAUUGGAGGAACGCGACAAGCAAAUAUUCUCUUGGACAACGCGUCCUCCAACUUAAAUUCCAUCGCCGAAAAUGCCAUGGUCGUUCGAAAUCCUGUGGUAACAACAUCGUCGAUGGUAUCUAACAAUCGAAGUCCCAUUUCUAGCACGAAUAAUAAUAGGAUUUCUAUGAAUUUACAAAAUCAAGUGGCUGAGGUCGGAGGCUUGCGAUCCGUCAAUCUCGCCGCUCAACCAUCCUUACAAUCUUCUCAACUUGUAAAUCUUUUUCCUACCGUGGAUCAAAAUGAUGGUAAAAAUUGA